CCGACGCUGCGUCUCAGCAUUCAGUCAAGCUUCUGCCACAGACUAGCCAACAUCACCCCGCACAAUGGCUCCAAAGAACGAAAAUCUUGCCGCCCUGGUGUACGGUCCGAACGAUUUGCGCCUGGAACCACGCCCGAUCCCGGAACCGGCCUUCAACGAAGUAGUAGUCGAGGUGGACUGCUGCGGAAUUUGUGGAACCGAUAUUCACUUCCUGAAGGACGGUGGUUUUGGAGCACAGAGAUUGAUCAAACCGAUCGUGCUGGGACACGAAUCAGCCGGCGUGGUCCGGAAGGUCGGUAGUCAGGUUACACAUUUGAAGGUGGGAGAUCGUGUCGCAAUCGAACCGGCCGCUGGAUGUCGUACGUGCGAUCUGUGCAAGGUCGGUAAGUACAAUAUCUGUCUGGACGGCAAGCAUUGUACGACGCAGAAGCACGACGGGAAUUGCUCCAAUUAUUACGCCCAGUAUGCGGAUUGUUGUUUCAAGUUGCCGGACCACGUUUCGAUGGAAGAAGGAGCCCUGCUGGAACCGCUGGCAGUAGCUGUAUACGCUGGACGCAGGGCACAGAUUGGAUUGGGGAAUAAGGUAGUGAUUUUUGGUGCUGGUCCUAUUGGCCUGGUAUGUUUGAUUGCCGCUAAAGCAAUGGGAGCCACAAGGACGGUUAUUUUGGACCUGGAUCAUGCCAAGCAUCGACUGGAAGUGGCCAAGAAGCUGGGUGUGACUGGAGUGAUUGGUAUCAAGAAGGACGACCAGGAAGACGAUUUAGUGCGAAAGAUUCAUGAAGUGUUGGGCGGACCGGCCGAUCGAGUACUGGAGUGCACCGGUUCGCAGCCUGGAAUGAGAAUCGCGAUCAAGGCUACCAGAAAUGCCGGCCGAAUCUGUUUGGUUGGAUUGGGUAACAAGGACGUUCAGCUGCCGAUGGUGGAUGCCAUUUCGAGGGAGAUCGACAUCACUACUUGUAUGCGGUACAAUCACGACUAUCCAGCAGCUCUGGAGAUAGUGGCUUCCGGGUACGUAGACGUAAAGCCCUUAGUAUCCCAUCACUAUGAUCUGGCGAACGUGCACGAGGCAUUCCGAGUCGCCAGUCAGGGUGAAGGCAUCAAAAUCAUGAUCCAUUUGGUUCCCAGAGACACAAACAAUGUCAAAAAAUUCGUCAACUAGUGUGUCCAUUUCUUUCAAAAUAAAGUUUAGUAAAUUACUAGUUAAGUAUAUUACAAAGAAAUAUAAUGAAAAAUAUAACUAAAACUCCCACCCCCGAUACUCCUUAACAA
This is a messenger RNA of Topomyia yanbarensis, 1269 nucleotides long. RefSeq names its product sorbitol dehydrogenase-like. Gene Ontology annotation, biological process: D-sorbitol catabolic process. The record is from RefSeq and is a predicted model, not a curated record. Bases 65 to 1159 code for a protein of 364 amino acids. NCBI's taxonomy places the organism in Eukaryota, Metazoa, Arthropoda, Insecta, Diptera, Culicidae. Gene Ontology annotation, molecular function: L-iditol 2-dehydrogenase (NAD+) activity; zinc ion binding. The transcript is spliced from 2 exons.